AUGGCUUCUUGUUGCAAUUCUUUGAGAUUUGAAGGGAUGUUCAUGUUUUCUUCGGCUUUUAGAUCAUCGAAACGAUCAUCAAAUGCCAUUUGGAUUCCUUCUUCUUCUUCUUCUUCUUCUUCUUUCUCUAAUCUCUAUACCAACGGUUUCCCUCUCAAAAACAACUCAUUUUCUUUAUCACACCCUCGUUCUUUUUCCAUCAAAGUUUCUUCUUCAUCCACCACCAUUGCUGAGCCUGAAGGCAUCAAGAUAACUUCAGUUCCCACCAAGCCAAUUGAAGGGCAGAAGACUGGGACAAGUGGUCUUAGGAAAAAGGUUAAAGUUUUUAUGGAAGAGAACUACCUUUCAAAUUGGAUCCAGUCGUUGUUUAAUUCAUUACCACCUGAGGAUUACAAGAAUGGGGUUUUGGUAUUAGGAGGCGAUGGACGGUACUUUAACCGCGAAGCUUCGCAGAUAAUUAUCAAAAUUGCUGCUGGAAAUGGAAUUGGAAAAAUCUUGGUUGGCAGGGACGGUAUCAUGUCCACAGCUGCUGUUUCUGCUGUAAUUCGAAAGAGGAAGGCCAAUGGUGGAUUUAUCAUGAGUGCAAGCCAUAAUCCUGGAGGCCUUGAAUAUGGCUGGGGUAUCAAGUUUAAUUACAACAGUGGGCAACCUGCACCUGAAUCCAUCACCGACAAGAUAUAUGGGAAUACACUCUUUAUUUCUGAGAUUAAAAUGGCUGAGAUUCCUGACAUCGACCUUUCUCACACUGGAGUUACUAACUAUGGAAACUUCACUGUUGAGGUUAUAGAUCCAGUGUCUGACUAUUUGGAAUUAAUGGAGACUGUGUUCGAUUUCCAGCUGAUCAAAAGUCUUCUCACGAGAUCAAACUUCAGGUUUGCAUUCGAUGCCAUGCAUGCUGUUACUGGGGCUUAUGCAAAACCCAUAUUUGUCGACAAGCUUGAGGCCCACCUGGAUUCUAUAUCGAAUGGAGUGCCUCUUGAGGAUUUUGGACAUGGUCAUCCGGAUCCUAAUCUUACGUAUGCAAAGGAUUUGGUCAAUACCAUGUAUAGUGAGGAGGCACCUGAUUUUGGAGCAGCAAGUGAUGGAGACUGCGACAGAAACAUGAUUCUCGGUAAAAAGUUUUUUGUUACCCCUCCAGACUCCGUUGCAAUUAUUGCUGCAAAUGCACAAGAAGCAAUACCAUACUUCCACGGUGGUCCGAAGGGUUUAGCUCAAUCCAUGCCAACCAGCGGUGCUCUUGAUAGAGUUGCUGAAAAAUUGGGUCUUACAUUUUUUUUAGGGUACAUUCUUCAAACCCCUUGGUAUUUUUGUUCUAGGUUCCUACUGGCUGGAAAUCUUAUGGAUGCUGGAAAGUUGUCAAUUUGUGGUGAAGAAAGUUUUGGUACUGGUUCGGAUCACAUUUGUGAGAAAGAUGGAAUAUGGGCUGUAUUAGCAUGGCUCUCAAUUAUCGCAUAUCGAAACAAAGAUAAGAAACCGGGGGAGAGAUUGGUGCCUGUCUCCAAUGUUGUCAAACAACACUGGACAACUUAUGGAAGAAAUUUCUUUUCCAGUUAUGAAGAAUGUGCAUCCGAAGGCGCAAAUAAAAUGAUUGAAUACCUUAGAGAUCUGGCCUCGAAGAAUAAGGCUGGUGAAAAGUAUGGAAAUUAUGUCCUCCAAUUUGCUGAUGAUUUCUCAUAUACUGAUCCAGUAGAUGGAAGUGUGGCCUCGAAGCAAGGUGUUCGAUUUGUUUUCACCGAUGGUUCAAGGAUUAUAUUCCGUUUAUCGGGAACCAGCUCUGCUGGUGCAACCUUUCGAAUCUAUAUCGAGCAGUUUGAACCAGAUGCUUCUAAACAUGACAUGGAUGCUCAAGUGGCAUUGAAAUCAUUAAUAGAUUUGGCGUUGUCGGUAUCGAAGCUGAAGGGCUUCACUGGAAGGGAGAAACCUACAGUCAUCACAUAAAGCACACACUCAUACUAAGCCUAUGAAAUGCCAUCAAAUGAGACUUACUGAUGA
Hibiscus syriacus is the source of this 1992-nucleotide messenger RNA. Its product is annotated as phosphoglucomutase, chloroplastic-like. Bases 1 to 1938 code for a protein of 645 amino acids. Lineage: Eukaryota; Viridiplantae; Streptophyta; Magnoliopsida; Malvales; Malvaceae. Gene Ontology annotation, molecular function: phosphoglucomutase activity; magnesium ion binding. Gene Ontology annotation, cellular component: cytosol. The record is from RefSeq and is a predicted model, not a curated record. The transcript is spliced from 22 exons. Gene Ontology annotation, biological process: carbohydrate metabolic process.